Messenger RNA from Closterium sp. NIES-67, 2626 nucleotides. Lineage: Eukaryota; Viridiplantae; Streptophyta; Zygnematophyceae; Desmidiales; Closteriaceae. The record is from the annotation of a GenBank genome assembly.
ACUACAGCCGACACUCUCAGCCUCGCCUCACCUCAGCAACCACUAGGGUUUUCUUAUGCCACGUGCUCAGUUCACCACGUGCUAAGAGCAAUUUGACCUAGUUUAUUUAUCUUUAGCCAUUCUGGAGCCGCCUAUGGCGACGACGCCGGCUAGCGACUCGGAUGCAGCGGGGGAGCCCUGUGCGUCCAAUGCGAGCGAAGCCGCGAGUUUCGACUCAGCGCCAUCCGCGUUUCAAGAAGCCCCCUCGUUCCAGGAAGGUUCAUCCUCGUUUCAAGAAGCCUCGUCAAACGCGGAUGGUAGUUCGGAUCAGCUGCCAGAAUCGUCUCCGCAGGUCCCUGCGGGGACCCUCGGUUCUGAAUCAGCAACAUAUGACAGCGAACCGCCGGCAUAUAACGGCGAAUCGACAGCAUUCAACGGCGAACCGAAAGCAUUCAACAGCGAAUCAGCAGCAUACAAUGGCGAAUCGGCCGCAUAUACUGGCGAAUCAGCAACUUUUAACGGUGAAUCGGCCACGUACGGUCCUGAUUCGACGCAAGAUCAGAUCGGAACUGGCGAAACCGAAUCCAGCCUCCCGUCCUCCCUAUCCGUCUCAUCCACCCUCCCCGCGUCCCUAUCGGCGUCCUCCCCUUUCGCUGCGGUAAUCACCCCACAAGGGAUCAGCCCAGCGCCCUACCCUCCCCAGAAUAUGGUAAUUCCCCCCAGUCCCCAGAACGUUCCUAUAACGAGCGUUAUCUCUCCUUAUCAGCACUUCCCCGGCUCGUCACCCGACCAGUACCCGUCGGUAUUCCAGCAGUACCAGUCUUGGAGCGGCCACGCGGGGCCGUUCGGAAUGCCGCCGUUGCUGCCUGGCGCUCCGCAGCAGUUCUCCCAGACCUCCGCGCAGUUUCAGCCCGCCUCCGCGCAGUUUCCCCCUGCCUCCCCGCAGUUCCCCCCUGCCUCCCCGCAGCAGUUUCCGCCCGCCUCCCCGCAGUUCCCCCCUGCUUCCCCGCAGCAGUUCCCCCAUCAGCAGUUUCCGCCCCAGCAAUUUCCCCCGCAGCAGUUUCCGCCGCAGCAGAUGUUCGGAAUGGGUUUCGCGCGUGGACCCCCGGGGCAGUUUUCCCCGUCCCCCAAUUUCUCUCCGCCAACCAUCCCCGCGCAAAACAUACCCCCCGGCCUAGCUGCGCAGGGCAUGGGUCCGCUUAUGGGCCCGCCGUCCGGUUUCGGCCCCCAUAACAUUCCCCGGAAUAUGAAUGCUAACGCUAACGUUAACGUUAACGUGCAAGCUGGUUACAACGCCGCCGGCCAAGGGUUUGGUAACCCGAGCCAGGGUAACUUCUCGACUCGGAAACCUAAUAACCCGAGGCGAGGCCCGUACCAGCAGCAGCAGCAGCAGCAGCAGGGGCAGCAGGGGCAUUUCCGGAACAACCCCCCGCAGAUGCAGGGAAACCCUAAUUAUGGCCACACGCAGAAUAUGGAGGAAUUAGAGGAGAUGCUAAAGAAGCUUAAUCCGGAUGCUAAGGCGGGAGGAUCCGGGGGAGGGGAAGGGGGAGGGAACGUAGAUGGUCAGCGGCAGGGUGACGUGGCGGCUUCUGUAGGCGCCACGUCAGCACGUAAUGAGCAAGCGUCGCCGAAUGGGGGGCAGCAGGGGAUGGAGGGACGGCAGAACCAGCACCAGCAGAUGAAGGGCCAGAAUAAGGGUCCCGGCCCAGGAGGUGCAGGGAUGGGGGGCGGUGCUGAUGGUGGUGGUGGCGGCAUGGGUGGCAAUCAGCGCAGGGGGCAGCAGGCGAGGGCGGGCCAGCAGCCCACGGAGGAGAGCACGCAGAGGACGGUCUAUGUGUCGGACAUCGACCACCAGGUGACGGAGGAACAGCUGGCCACCCUCUUUCUCUCCUGUGGCCAGGUGGUGGAUUGCCGUAUCUGCGGGGAUCCCAACUCCGUGCUCCGAUUCGCCUUUGUGGAAUUCACAGACGAAGAGGGCGCCAAGAGCGCACUCAGCAUCGCAGGCACCAUGCUGGGAUACUAUCCUUUGAGGGUGCUUCCUUCCAAAACCGCCAUUCUGCCCGUCAACCCGACAUACCUGCCCAAGAGUCAGGAGGAGAGGGAGAUGUGUGCGCGCACCAUUUACUGCACCAACAUCGAUAAGAAGGUCACCCAAGCAGAUGUGAAGCUCUUCUUUGAGUCGCUCUGCGGAGAGAUCUCUCGCCUCCGUCUGCUGGGCGACUACCACCACUCCACCCGAAUUGCUUUCGUUGAAUUCGUGAUGGCUGAGAGCGCCAUGGCUGCGCUGAAUUGCAGCGGAGCCAUCCUCGGGUCCCUGCCCAUCAGGGUGAGCCCCUCCAAGACUCCUGUGCGCCCGCGAGCGCCCAGACAGCAUGGGGGGAGGUAGCACUCUGCAGGGGCAGAGGGGGCAGCGUGGGGGGGGAAAGGGAGGGAGAGGGGGAGAAGAGCUCGAGGCCCCUGUGCGCCCGCGAGCGGCAGGCAGCAUGCGGGGAGGUAGCAAUGUGCUGGGGCGGAGGGGGAAGCAUGCAGGAGGGCCGCAAUGUGCAGGGGCGGAGGGGCAAUAUGGGGAAGGGAGAGAGGAGGGGAAGAGCCUAAGACCCUGUGUGCCCACGAGCGCCCAGGCAGCAUGUGGGGAGGAGGCAAGUCA